AUGCAGGAUAAGUUGGUGCAACAUAUAGAGAAUCCUAAGCUUAUAAACAAAGUUAAAGAUGCUACUGAUGAUGUGUUCACGUGGAAUUCUAUUGAGGAUAAAAAAUUCAAACAAAGGGCCAAGAUCAAUUGGCUUGGGCUGGGAGAUGGAAACAACAUAUAUUUUCAUGCCCAAGUGAAGGCCAAGCAAAGUCAAAAUGAGAUGACUGCUAUUUGUAAAGAUGAUGGCACCCUGCUUACAAAUCCUACUGAUAUUGAAGCUGAAGUGCUACACUUCUAUGGGAAUCUUAUGGGCAGAGCUAAUGAUAACCAGACUGGAAUUGAUAUUGUUGUUAUGAGAGAGGGGCCCUAA
This is a messenger RNA of Lathyrus sativus (Indian pea), 351 nucleotides long. Lineage: Eukaryota; Viridiplantae; Streptophyta; Magnoliopsida; Fabales; Fabaceae. The record is from the annotation of a GenBank genome assembly.